Rasamsonia emersonii CBS 393.64 is the source of this 1533-nucleotide messenger RNA. RefSeq lists its product as uncharacterized. Gene Ontology annotation, molecular function: monooxygenase activity; iron ion binding; heme binding. The transcript is spliced from 4 exons. Lineage: Eukaryota; Fungi; Ascomycota; Eurotiomycetes; Eurotiales; Trichocomaceae. Bases 1 to 1533 code for a protein of 510 amino acids. The record is from RefSeq and is a predicted model, not a curated record.
AUGCCCCUGAUCCAGGCGAUCCGGGAAGCCGGCGCGCCAAAGGAAGGCCUCUGGUACAUCGACCUGUAUCCGAUCUCGUCCAUCAAGCAGAUCUACACCUUGACUCCAGAGGCAGCAGCGGCGGUCUCGAGCCCACCGUUCCUGCAGCACCACCAUCCGGAUUUCAAGACCCUCUCGCUGAUCUUCGGCAGCCGGUCCGUGACCAACUCCGGCGGCCCGGAAUGGAAGCGUCUGCGCAAUCUGCUCAGUCCCGGGUUUUCGGCCCGGAAUACCAUGGCCUUUGUCCCUGACUGCGUGGACGAGGCGCUAGUGACGGCCGCUCGCUUGUCGUCCAUUGCGCGAGGGGACCGGUUCGUCGAGAGCUCGUACCAGAUCAUGCUGUCGUACACGGUCGCCUUUCUGUGUCGUUUUGCCGUCGGCCUGAAGACAGAGUGCCAGACCAGGUCCCAUCCUCUGACCAAUCUGCUGACGAAGGUCAGCAAGCUGGGUGACGCGCGAAACGUCACGUACGGCUGGCUGUUCCAGCUGUGGAUUCGGUGGAAACUGCGCUCCUACGAGGGGAAGAUUCGCCAGCUGCUCAGGCAACCGAUCCUGGAGAGAUGGGAGCGCAUCAAGAAGGAUGAGCCAGACACGACCAGCGCAGCGGUCGUCGCUGAUUUGUUUCUCAGGGACUUUUUGCGCAAGAAACAGAAGGAGCAGGAGGAGAAAGGGGGCAAGGAUGCGAUACUACUAGAUGAAGACAUCUUGGAUGUAAUCGCGGAUAACUGCAGGGCAGUAACGCUCGGUGGGCGUGAUACGACCGCUGCAACAAUAUCGUGGACCCUGUAUGAACUGUCGAAGAAUCCGGAUGUCCUCGAGGAGGUGCGGCGCGAACAUUCGGCGGUCCUGGGUCCGGAUCCUGACGCGGCUGGCGAGAUGCUGAAGGCCCAGCCUCAUCUGCUCAAUAACCUGCCCUGGACGACUGCGGUCAUCAAGGAGGUUCUGAGACUGUACCCUCCGGCGAGUGGAGUCCGAUAUGCAGAGCCGGGACAGCAGAUCCACCUCAACGGGCAAAACUAUCCCUGCGAUGGCAGAAUCAUCCUGAUCAGCCAUUACUACCUGCACCGGACGGCGGAGUACUUCCCGAACCCGAACUCGUUCCUCCCGCAGCGCUUCCUAGCAUCAUUAAACCCACAGCUCUCCUCGUCCUCAUCCUCAUCCUCGUCCACGUCCUCGCAGGACACCACCAUCGACCCAAACGCCUACCGGCCCUUCGAGCGCGGAAUCCGCAACUGCCCGGGCCAGGAGACAGCCAUGCUGAUGAUCAAAGUGAUGCUGUGCGUCCUGGUAAGGAAGUUCCGCUUUGAGGAAGCAUACGAGGAACUUUUUCUCCGCCGGAAGAGGAGAGGAGGCGGGACUCCUCCUCCUGGUGUUAAUAUCACGACGUUUCCUGAGAAUGGCGACCGUGCGUAUCAGGUUUUGUCUACGGCGGGGUAUCCGAAGGAUGGGCUUCCGUUGUGGGUGGAGGAAGAAGAGGGGAAGGAGAGGAUAUGA